AUGAUGAUGUACAUCUCAAUCUUCGAGAUUUUCUAUUCAAUCAUUGACGUCAUCGUCGAGCCCAUUGUGCAUUCCUAUCGUUCGACAUUCGCCGUUCUAAUGAGCACAAAGAAUUCCGUCUUGGGGCGUGAGAUGAAUAAGUUCCUUCUGGCGACCUACUGCGGCUUCUACGGCUUCUCGUUGGCCCUGUUUGCGGUUCAUUUCAUCUAUCGAUAUGGCUCAACUCGCCGGCAAACCCGAGACCGAUAUUUCGAGAGCCGAUUCGCUAUAAUAUGGUUCUCGAUUCCUGUCAUUGCUUGUAUUAUCUGGGUUUCGGCAUGCUUAUUGUUCAUCUCCGACUGGGAUGUGAUGACAAACUUUAUUAGAAAAAGCAUUCUUGACAACUAUGAGCUAAAGAUGGAAGACGUCGUCUACAUUGGAGCUUACUUCUAUCCAAUCGACGACAAUGGAAUCCAAUAUUUUAAUAUGAAAUACGUAUACGCAUUAACCAUUCCCUGGAUCAUUCUAGCUUCAUCGAUCUUCUGUGUCUUCUACUUUGGCAUUCGAUGCUACUACAAAAUCUCAAAAGUGAUGUCGGAGAUCGCGGUGAUGUCGAAUUGGAUGAAGAAGCUUCAGAAGCAGUUGUUCAACGCGCUCGUCAUUCAGACGAUGAUUCCGGUGGUCCUCAUGUAUUUCCCAGUGUCAGCUCUCUACGCUGUACCGAUUUUCGACACCGACUUUGAAUUGGCGGCGAGCUCGACAUCGAUCACCGUUGCAUUCUAUCCAGCCAUCGAUCCGCUACCAACAAUAUUGAUUGUUGAUGCCUAUCGGAAAGCCACUUUUGAAUAUUUCCAUUGGUUUAGCAAAUCUUUCAAAGGCCAUCACACCGGAUCGACUGAGGGCAUGAUCACAUCCCCAAACAACCCCUAA
Messenger RNA from Caenorhabditis bovis, 909 nucleotides. Lineage: Eukaryota; Metazoa; Nematoda; Chromadorea; Rhabditida; Rhabditidae. The record is from the annotation of a GenBank genome assembly.